UUGUUGGUAGUGGUCUCCCAUGCAGUUUGCUUGCUCUUGGGCCUAUGUUUGGAUGGGAAGUUUGUCUGGGGUGUGAGCAUGUAUCCGCUGGCCUGGCUCUGCUUCCCCAGAGUGCUCUGUCUAUCUAGUGGGAUUUCUGACUUUUCUGAGACAGUCUGAAGCCCCUGUAGUUCUGCAUGAAAGCUACAGGGAAAUGCAGUGACUGGGCUGAGCAGGGCGUGUGGUCUGCGUGGCAGAGAUGGGAUCGGGAGAGAUUUACUGCCUGCUGCCACACCUGGCUUAACACGGCAGGAACACAUCGACGACCAAUUGUACAAUUUAGUGUUGCUGAAUAACACUUGAGCUGCCCUCUAUGGCUCUGUCAGGCCGGGAGAGUAGAGGGUUGUGAAUGCACUGACUCAUUUUCCCAUGGCACAAACGACGUCUUAGGCCUGGCCCACUUCUACCCACCCUCUGCAGGUUUCAUUGACUGCCCUCCUUCCAUGACCCUUCAGUGUGAGUGUUAAGAAAUCAUGAUGCAAAACUAGUCUUCAUUCCCCACUUGCUAUUGCAGGGAAAUUUAUGCAUUUGAGGAGGAGGUGACAUAAAGACAUUGGAUUAUUUGCAGCUUCAGGAGAGGGAUGCUUGCAGGGAGGGAGGAAUGCAAGAAGAAAGAGAGGCAGAGAGAGGUCUCAGUAAUGGCAUUGAACUAGAAGACACUGUUUUUACAGAUCCAUCCUGUUCUUCCGUUUCACCUUCGGAUACCCUCCGUGAGAAGCAGCAGAUCUGGCUGCAGAUGCAGAGUCAUGUUGUGCCAUGUUGCUGCUUUCUUCAUCGACUCUUUUCUGGAUCUGCAGUUCUUCCAGCAGCAUGAUCAGGGCUAGCCAGUAACACGGGCUUUCCCGACCUUCCUUUGUGAGCUGCCUGCUUGCAGCGUUGACUUUUUGAAAGGCAUAAGACACCAAAAGCUAUGGUAUUUGAAGCCUGAUUGAAGGAUCUUCCAUCUGUCUCAGGGAGACUUCAUUUGGAUUUCCUGGAAAAACAGCUUCUUGCUUUGAACUUUGAUUAUUUACAAAAUGAUACAUUUCAAGUUUACAUAGAAAUGGAUAGUUUAGAUGGAAGCUGAUAAGAGUUGCUUUCAUGUGUGGCAUCCUACGGACUCCUAGGUCAGAGAAACAACAAGUAUGAAUCAGUAAUCUUGUACAAGUUUCGAAGUACCUGAUAAACAUAUUAAGUGUGCUAAGAAAACUGGGAGUGGGGAGGGAGCCGGUUUUGGGUAUGUGGUGGUGCUGUGAGUCAACAGCAGCUUUUCUCUGCAUUGCCACAAACACAGGAGUUGUAGGUGGGUGUGAUGGGACAAGCCUGAGCCUGGGACUUAAAUGGCUUAUGGGAACCUUGUCUUGAAAAAACAUCAAUAAAGUGACCAAAGACAGAUUUUCAAAUUUGAGUAUGCAGAAUUACUUGGUUGCACCCAAGGAAAUUGAGAGAGUUAUUGUGGACAAUUUCUUAUUGGCUUGAGAACUCAGAUCUGAAGGUCAGAGAAAAGAAGUCUGAACCAAAUGGAAGGCAGUUUAACAUCCCUCUCUUGUUAAUAUCUGCAGCUGGUCUCUCUUUUAGUCUUGCAGAUUGUGCUUGCUAAGUUCUCCUUGCUGAAGUGCUUGUAGGCCUACAGUUAGUUGGGGAGAACACUGCUGAUGCACAGUUCUGGGGAGAUUGUGAGAAUCCAUUCCAUGUGUUUUUCAGCCUAAGGAGCAGAACAAAUCCAUCAAGUCAUUCUUCAUCUCCUGCAGCAUGCAGUUACUGCACACAGAGCCCUUAUAACCAAAUGCAAGCUCUUAACUGCAAAAAGUAAACAAUGUUUUAAUUAGAGCAGCUUGGCAGGACUGGAAAGUCCGUAAAGUUAUGUUCUAGGAAUUGUGCAGAUUUAUUGAGAGAAAGGCUAUUUCUGGUGAUAGGGAGAUAGUGAUCUCAGGGAUUACAGUUCUGAAGCUGUAUAACUGUUGCAUCCCAUGAAUGGCAAACGAGUCAAGUUUGGAGCACGGGGGGACUGCAUUUAUUCACUGCUCUCGUCCUGCUCAUUCCACGCAGACAGUCUUUGAGAUCAGUGUUUCCAGUGGUAUCCAAGGGAAUGCCAAGCACUAAUGAAAAACCACACUUUUAUUUGCACUGUUAAACGUUUGCAUCUUUAAGGACUCACAGGUGUGUCCGGUGCUCCAAAUCCCUCCUGUAAUUUCAGAUGUAAUUUUGAGAAGCCAGAGACACACCCUGGUUUGCUCAGUGAAAAGCAGCCCUCUACGAUCAGGGAGCUGCACAGUGAGGACCCAGUGACUGGUGGCUGGGAGGUGAUUGCCACAUUUAACCAUCCGAGCAGGUUGUGCGAGCUGCUGUCCUCCUCUGCAGAGCGGAGCCCACCAGCUUCGGAGCAUCGAUAGCAGUGAUUCCUUGUGGGCACCGACACUCUGAAGACCACUGCAGAAAUGCCACCUUUGCAGCUUGGCUUCCUCCUUGUGCUCAGUUGGCUAGGAGCUGACGCAGCUCCUGCUGGGACAUAUCUGUGCUCCAGCCCCGCUCUCAAUGAAACUGCUGUGUGUGCUUCAGUGAGAAGUCUCCCAGACAGAUUUAUUUGCUACCUGAGCUCCUCUGCAGUGAGCAACCUGAGCAGGGAUGAUUCUUUGAGCUUGGCCCAGAGGAUCAGUAAGAGCUGCACCUUGAACACAACGCUCGGAAGAAUAAAGGGAAAAGGUGCUCCCUCAUCCCUGACAACAGAGGAACUGCAGGUUGUCUCUUCUUUGGUGAGGAAUGUUGAGCAUUUCACUCCUGCGGUGCUGCGGGUGUUGGGCCAGAUAGCUGUUGGGCUGUCUGUAUCUGACAUUGAAAAUAAGAUCAGUGGGGAAGACCUGGAAGCAUCGAUUCCUAUCCUGGGUAAAGUUCGUGGCUGGAACGCUGACCAGUCCAGUGCUAUUAUCAACAAACUGCUCAACUCUGGCUAUCAGAUUUCUUCUGGACAGAGCCUGGCAAAGCUAGGGAGCUUGGUGACUGGCCUCAACAGCAGCUUGCUUCGAAGCCUGCCUCCAGAAGUGAUCUUGGAAGCCAUUAAGUUGCCUGAGUUUGUUCAGCAAAUAGCAGCCCUGCCCUCUCCUCUGAAAAGGAUAUUUGUGGAAAAGAUUUCCUCCAGUGUAAGCAACCCAGCUGACCUGGUUAAACUUAUCCCUGGUGCUCUGGCCAGUUACAUUCCAAAAUCAUUGCUUAUUUUUGAGGAUGAGAAGCUCAGCGUUGAGGAUCUCAACAGUAAAAUGUGGACCCGAGAACAGGCUGCCAUGUUUUUCAGAGAUGUGAUAAAGACAGAGCCUGACUUCAGCAGGCUUUCCCAGUCAGUCCUUCAAGGCUACACAUGUGCAGUUGCCAAUGAAAUGAAACCAGAGAGAGUUCAGGAGCUGGCCAAAGUCAUGAAGAGGAAGAAUGUCAAGCUAGGAGCAGACCAGGUCAGUUCCUUUAUUCCCAAAUGCUGUUUGGUAUUGCAGUGGAGAUACUAAUUAGGAUUGUUUAGCAAGAACAAAAGAUCUUCAGCUUAAAGGACUG
This is a messenger RNA of Meleagris gallopavo (turkey), 3558 nucleotides long. Lineage: Eukaryota; Metazoa; Chordata; Aves; Galliformes; Phasianidae. The record is from RefSeq and is a predicted model, not a curated record.